AUGACGCCAUGGAUCAGACUAUGGUCGAAAGUGCAGGGACAUGUUUCUGAACAACCAGAAGACGCCAGUGUAACGGGCAACGAGGCCGUGCUUCCACUGCUUGACGAGGAGAAAUUAUCGGAGGUGGAACUUGAGAAGGAUGAACCAGAAGCGGCACAGAAGCGUGUAAAGCGCCCGCACUUCUGGCUCUCUAGCUCCGCCAUUCUGCUUUUCAGCUUCGGCAUUUUCAUCUUCUCUCUUCUGUUCUACAGGUUUUCAUCCUACAGCGCAGCGACGGACAAAACAUGUCAGAGAAGGAUGUGGGCAUAUAGCCCGGAGAUGGACAUUUUGGAGUUCGAAUGGCGGCAAUAUAACUCGGCCGUCAUCCCACGGGAGUACUAUGGAACCCCCACCGAUGAGAGGAGGGAAGCCUGGCAUGAGCUGUGGGCGAGUAAGCUUACCGGUCCAGUCCAGAAUUCAUCAUGCGAGCUAACCCUUUGA
Scedosporium apiospermum is the source of this 480-nucleotide messenger RNA. RefSeq lists its product as uncharacterized. NCBI's taxonomy places the organism in Eukaryota, Fungi, Ascomycota, Sordariomycetes, Microascales, Microascaceae. The record is from RefSeq and is a predicted model, not a curated record. The transcript has 2 exons. Gene Ontology annotation, biological process: mycotoxin biosynthetic process. The coding region runs from base 1 to 480 and encodes 159 amino acids.